Molecule: messenger RNA, 3314 nt
Organism: Pyrus x bretschneideri (Chinese white pear)
Lineage: Eukaryota; Viridiplantae; Streptophyta; Magnoliopsida; Rosales; Rosaceae
Exons: 5
Coding region: 446-3046 (866 amino acids)
Biological process (GO): regulation of defense response to fungus
Source: RefSeq, a predicted model, not a curated record
AACGAUGUAGAGUGUGUCAUCUGUCUAGUUUGUUAUGGUUUUAAGUUGUCGCGGAUGUGAGCUCUCUCACACGAGUGAGGCAUGUGAGCUUCCGACGGUUAUUUCUUGUCCUAUUCAAUUCACCACAGCAUAUGUGUGUGUGUGUGAAUCCGUUUGCUUCUGUAAUCGAAUCCAAGAGAAAUACAAACUUUACAAAGAGAGCAACGUACUCUCCAAGCUAACGCCACCGACAAAACCUCUCAAAUUACAGAAAACAACACAAACUAUUAUCUCCAAUUUUUAUUUUUUUCCGAGAAAAUGUCAACUGUAAUUAUUUUUUGAAAAGCAGGAGGAACAUAUGCAAGUUUCAGAAGCCUCCGUGUUCUCUCGAGUCCCAAAAGCCAAGUCCAAAGUCCUUGUUGAUAGCUUUCGGGUAAAUUAAGAGGCAUUGGAUUUGAGGAGAGUGAUGGAUUUGAAGGGAGGUAGAGUAAAAGAGAGAGUUUUCGGAAAAAGAAAUGAUGAGUCGAUUAGUGGUAGUUCAUCAAGAACAGACAGCAAAGAGGUUAUGGUUGAUAAUUAUGGUAAUAAUGUUAGGGAAGGGGUUAAGGGUUUAAGAUUUGAGCAAAGAGGUGCAGCUAUAGAAACCGAGUUUGUUGAAAAACAUACUCGAUUUUCGCAGUUCCCGACUGAUAAUUGGAUCUCUGGAGAUGAGAUUGAAAUGAACGUGAGUAGGUAUAUGUCUGUAGUUUCAAGUGUAGAAGAUAUUUCGGCCCCCUUAAUGAAUUUUGCUGGGUCAGUGAGAUCAAGGGAAAGUAUGGACCAGUUUCGAGGUGUAGAAGAAGAUCGGUUUAAUGGGUUUUACGUGAGCCCUACGGUUGGGGCUCAGCGUCGAAGAAUGCCAACUUCUGCUUAUCCUGACGAGGGGCCUUCAACCUACGAGGUAGACUCUUUUGAUGGUACGAGUGAAGUUGAAAAUUUAGAGCAGAAUCGAGCGGAGCUUCUGAGGAAGUUGGAUGAGCUGAAGGAGAAACUGAGCAGAUCUUAUGAUGUGGCAGAUAAACCAAGGGAACCGGUUCCUAUGGAGAGGAGUAGAACGCCGCCUGAUCUUUAUGGUGACCUGAUAACUUGUACUCUUUCGAUGCAGCCUUACGCUGUGGACGAGCAGAUGACAAGACCCCCUUACUUCAACUAUAGCCAUGGACCUGUAACUUUUACGGAUCAUCAUAAUAUGGUUAUGCAGCAGAAGAACUUCUAUCCUUCUCAAAGGCACCCAUGGAAUGUGAUUCCAGAAAAUGAGGAUCCGUCUCAGCAACAAAUGAAACGGAGGCCUCCCCAUCAUCCACUCCAAUACCCAAGACCACCACCUAACGAAAAAUUUAUGGGACGGCGCAUGCAAUUCAAUGCAAAUCCACAUGAAAACGCUUCUCACUCACCCGCUUGCUCUUGUUCAGGCUGCUACAACCCAAAUUGGGUAGCUCCACCCCAAGUCCCGCUUGAUGAUUUUGGAAAUCGAAGGGUUCCAAAAGCUCCGAUUAAUUUGAAUUCCAACCACCAUGUCAAUCCUAUUACAUUUCUGCCACGUGAUUAUAAUCCACGACAUGCUAGUCCUCCUCCAUUGCACACAAGGUGGCAAAGUGAUUCAGAACCAAGAACCGCUAUGGCAAUCAAUAGGCGCGGACGAAUCUUCCAUCCUGUAGCAGGUGGUGCCCCAUUCAUCACAUGCUUUUGGUGCUUUGAAAUACUGAAACUGCCGAGAAAACUUGAGAAUACGAAUAAGAAUCAGUCAAAACUGCAGUGUGGUGCCUGUUCAACUGUUAUCUCACUUGAAAUCAAGAACAAAAAGCUCUUUACUUCUAAAGAUUCCAAGCAACAAUCUUCUGAGGUUGGUCAAAGUUCUAAUGAGGCAUUAAAAGGCAGCGUUUUAAGUCUUCAUGGUAUUCCGAAUGCAGGUGACACCAAAUCCCCCUGUGAUGAUUUAGAUCAUUCUGAUCAAACCUUGCCAUUCAUUGACACCGAAGACAAUUUACCGACAGAAGAUCAGAAGCUGGACAUGGAUGAAUCUGAGAAGAGGCGAGGUCCUACUUCAACAUCUUCCAUCCCUUCCAAGGAGGAGGAGGAGAUAUCAGAUUGUGUGAUCGCUCGGCUGGACAUGGAUGAAUCUGUGAAGAGGCAAGGUCUUACUUUGACAUCUUCCGUCCCUUCCAAGGAGGGGGAGGAGAUAUCAGAUUGUGUGAUCGCAAAUACAGACGUUUCUGGCUCUGCUGAGUUGCCAACAAAAGAGUCCUUUUCUCCAAAGCGUCCAGGUUCGCCUCUUUGGGAGCAGCCUGGUAGUUCUAAACAUAGAGUAAGCAGAGCCGAGAAGGGAAAUGACAGUGACUGCAAGAACCAAGACAAGGCACUCUUUAGAAAGAUCGCUUCUCGACAGAAUUCUGUGAAAGAUAGUUCAGUGGAAACCAAUGUGGAUGUUUCUUACAAUGAAUAUCUCAAUACCAACAUUUCUAAAGACUCUGCAGAGGGAAGAAAAGAACAAGAUCCCCCCAAAAUCGGCAAGGGUGCAGAUUCCUUAUUGGUGGGUCUCAUAAAAAAGAGCUCUAAAGAUGUCUCAAAAUCUAACCAAGGUGUGGAGAAAACAAGGCCUACUGUUUUUAUUAACGGGCAACCUAUUCCGGAUCAUGUUGUUAGGAAAGCUGAAAUGCUCGCUGGCCCGAUUCGACCUGGAGAUUAUUGGUAUGAUUUCAGAGCCGGAUUCUGGGGUGUGAUGGGCCAAGCUUGCCUCGGCAUAAUUCCUCCUUUUAUUGAAGAAUUCAAUUACCCCAUUCCAACAAAUUGUGCUGCUGGCAAUACCGGUGUCUAUGUAAACGGGAGAGAGCUACAUCAGAGAGAUUUGGACCUGCUUGCAGGGAGAGGACUACCAACUACAAGAGAGAAAUUUUAUAUCGUCGAAACGUCUGGGAGAGUGGUGGAUGAGGACUCAGGGGAAGAUUUAAAAAGCCUCGGCAAACUUGCCCCCACAAUUGAGAAGGCAAAGCGCGGAUUUGGCAUGAAGGUCCCCAGAAUGGUUGUGUGAAUAUUCACUGUCGUAGUUUCGAUUUUCGCGAUUUAAAUCUUGUAUGCUUCGAGUCUUUCAAGAUGAUAAUGACGGGUCAAUCACCGUUUAAACUCUUGGCGUGUUCUUGGAUCCUAUGUGUUUGUUAGUUGUUCAUACGUUUGCAUCUCUGCGAGUGUAGGUGAUAUGUACAUUGUAUCAUCCAGUUGUGUUCGAGGCUGGAUAGAUUUUAUCAUGCUGUAUUUGUACAGUAUAGUUCUUCUGUAUUAUCGACGUGCUUGUUCAUACA